AUGACCUUCGAGUGCCCAGCAUGCAAAACCCCUGUACUCUCAUAUCAAGGUUAUCAGACUCACCUUCGUCUCAGUCAAAACCUAGAUUGUCAACACCUAUACGACCUUCUCCACUCCUAUAUUCCAUCAGACUCCUCUGCUUCAGAGUCAGAGCCUGAAGAUAUCAACCUCGAAGAUGACUCGGAGGAUGACAAAGUGGGGCCAAUCACCUUUGAAGGUGACUACUUCGGCUCAACCUACACACCAGAAGACCUUGGCCAGGAUGCUGAAGAAGAGCCCGAACUGAAUCGAGAUAACGACAAGGAGGAGGAGGAAGGAUACGAUGCGGACGUAGAUGCAGCAGAGCACGCAAUUCUCGAAGAUAGCCCAGAGCCUUCAAGAGGUGCACCAGCGCUGAUGCCAUAUCAGGAUGGCGAGGAAGACCAGCAAAGCCCGACUGAUGAAGCCUCGUCGAAUUUUCGAAGGCUCGCCAUUGAUGAAAGGGUCCAGAAUGCAAUCAUUGUCGAAAAAUUCCCUUCAGUACUUGCGGGUGCCCAUAUCCAUCAACGCCGACAGGACAACGACUCGAGGUAUCAAGAUGAUAUCACUGGUGCAACAGACAACCUGUACACACCUUGUUCCUCAAAGCUGGAGUGGGAGCUAGUGAGAUGGGCCAAAUUACGUGAACCAGGAGCUACGGCUAUGACAAAGCUGUUGAAGAUAGAUGGGUUCUCACAACAUCUCGGCCUCUCGUUCUCCACUAAUCAGGGUCUCAAUAAGCUCGUCAACUCUAUCCCUGACCGCCCUCGCUUCCAUCAAGAGGAAGUUCUCAUUGCCGGUCAAUCCUUUGAGUUUUUCUAUCACAACAUUCUAGACUGUAUAAAGGCCCUUUGGGGUGACCCGGAAUUCGCUCCUUACCUGGUUUUCGCUCCCGAGCGUCAUUAUCAAGAUGAAGGGAAGCAGGUUAGAUUGUAUCACGACAUGCAUACAGCAGAUUGGUGGUGGGAAAUGCAGGAAGAAUUUGAGAAGAAUCAUUCGGGUGCAACAAUUGUACCGGUAAUCAUUUCUUCCGACAAAACUCAGGUCACUCUGUUUCGAAAUAAGACCGCGUACCCAGUAUACAUGACAAUCAGCAAUUUACCAAAGUUCAUACGCUGCAAACCAUCAUGA
This is a messenger RNA of Marasmius oreades (fairy-ring Marasmius), 1149 nucleotides long. RefSeq lists its product as uncharacterized. Lineage: Eukaryota; Fungi; Basidiomycota; Agaricomycetes; Agaricales; Marasmiaceae. The transcript is spliced from 3 exons. The coding region runs from base 1 to 1149 and encodes 382 amino acids. The record is from RefSeq and is a predicted model, not a curated record.